CGAUUAGGCAAGUUGUGUUUUUAAGAACGGAAAAAAAUAAGCCGCUGCGCGAAUACCUUGGGUAAAAUGUUGGAUAAAGUGAAACAUGUGAUAUUGGUACUAUCUGGCAAAGGUGGAGUGGGCAAAUCUACAGUGAGCACCCAAUUAUCGUUGGCACUCAGGGAAGCCGGUUUGAAGGUAGGUCUUUUGGAUAUUGAUUUAUGUGGCCCCUCUGUUCCUUAUCUUUUGGGCCUAGAAGGUCGUGACAUCUAUCAGUGCGACGAAGGAUGGGUGCCUAUUUACACGGAUGACACCAAAACAUUGGCUGUUAUGUCCAUAGGAUUUCUACUGAAAAAUCGCAAUGAUCCUGUUAUUUGGCGUGGCCCCAAAAAGACCAUGAUGAUUAAACAGUUUCUCACCGAUGUUAAAUGGGAUGAACUGGAUUAUUUGAUCAUAGAUACGCCACCUGGUACUUCAGAUGAACACAUCACCGUAAUGGAAUGUAUGCGUGAGGUGAAAUGUGAUGGUGCUAUUAUUGUUACCACUCCUCAAGGUGUAGCCUUGGAUGAUGUACGCAAAGAAAUAACAUUCUGUAAAAAGACUGGCAUACCGAUUUUGGGCAUCGUGGAAAAUAUGAGUGGAUUUGUGUGCCCACAUUGUGCAAAUUGUACAAAUAUCUUUUCGACAGAAGGUGGUGUGGAAUUGGCCAAAUUGACUGGAGUACCACAUUUGGGGACGGUGCCCAUAGAUCCGCGAGUUAGUGUUUUAAAUGGUACCACUCGGUCGGUGUUAACGGAACUGCCCGAAUCUGGUACAGCCGCUACUUUUAAAAUUUUGGUGGAGAAAUUAACCGCCUAAAUUAAUGCUAUAUGUACGAAAAGUGUGAUUAAAAAGUUUUAUAUGUUAAACAUGA
Molecule: messenger RNA, 892 nt
Organism: Stomoxys calcitrans (stable fly)
Lineage: Eukaryota; Metazoa; Arthropoda; Insecta; Diptera; Muscidae
Gene: Nubp2
Product: cytosolic Fe-S cluster assembly factor NUBP2 homolog
Exons: 2
Coding region: 67-837 (256 amino acids)
Biological process (GO): iron-sulfur cluster assembly
Cellular component (GO): cytosol
Molecular function (GO): ATP-dependent FeS chaperone activity; 4 iron, 4 sulfur cluster binding; ATP binding
Source: RefSeq, a predicted model, not a curated record